AUGGCGGGGGUGAAGCUGGAGCAGAUGGAGCAGAUUGUCUCUCAGGUGAAAGAGGAGCCUCUCUGUGUGAAGGUUAAAGAAGAAGAUGAGGAUAAGACCUGGUUUUCAGUUCCUGUGAAGGAGGAGGAGCCAGACUUGGGGGCGGAGUCAGACUCUAGUUGGGACUGGGAGCCUCCGGCCAGUCAGACGCUCCGAGGGAAGAUUCUGUCCAGACUGCAGCUGAACUCUGAUCAGUCUCUGGAGUCUGUGGCCACAGGGAAAGCUGAAGGUGAGGAGUUUGCUCUUCGUCGCAGAGACAGACCUUUCAGCUGCUCAGACUGUGGUAAACACUAUUCUAAGAAGAGUCACUUACAGAGACACAAACUGGUGCAUUCUGGACAGAAACCUUUCGGCUGUUCCCAGUGCACCAGCCGCUUCCUGACGCAGGCGCAGCUGAGCGCACACAUGCACGUGCACUCCAUACGCAGAUCCUUCAGCUGCUCAGCGUGCGGGAAAGGCUUCAGCGUCCAAGCCCAGCUGCAGCGCCACAUGUUUGUCCACGAGGCCAAUAGACCCUUCAGGUGCUCAGCCUGUGGGAGGAGUUUCCGCAUGAGGGUGGAUCUGAGGCGACACAUGCGUGUGCACGCUGAGGCGCGGCCGCACCAGUGCCCCUCGUGCCCCAAGAGCUUUAGAUUUGACUCUAACCUGACGCAGCACCUGAAGACACUGCACCUGAUGUGCCGCGUGUGUGAGCAGAGCUUCAGGGACAGGGAACAGCUGCAAGAGCACUUCCUCUCGCCUCAGCACCAGGCGCGCCUCGUCCAGACCUGCAGACAGUGCGGACGCACCUUCACCAGCCACGCCGCGCUGCAGCGACACACCCAGCACCUAAAGAGACUGCACAUCCUCUGCCCCGUGUGUGAGGAGCGCUGUCACAGCAACGCCACGCUCAACCAGCUCCUGGAGGAGCAUGUACAGGAAGAGGUUGAGGCCAAGCCCUUCAGCUGCUCCGUGUGUGUAAUGGGGGCGCUUUACCCACAGGGCACAGCUGCUCCAGCACCUCCUGCAGUGCGCCUCCUGCAGGGGCACCUCCUGCAGGUGCCUCUCCUGCAGGUGCACCUCCUGCAGGUGCGCCUCCUGCAGGUGCACCUCCUGCAGGUGCGCCUCCUGCAGGUGCGCCUCCUGCAGGUGCGCCUCCUGCAGGUGCACCUCCUGCAGGUGCGUCUCCUGCUUGUGCACCUCCUGCAGGUGCACCUCCUGCAGGUGCGCCUCCUGCAGGUGCGCCUCCUGCAGGUGCACCUCCUGCAGGUGCACCUCCUGCAGGUGCACCUCCUGCAGUGCACCUCUUGCAGGUGCGCCUCCUGCAGGUGCACCUCCUGCAGGUGCACCUCCUGCAGGUGCGCCUCCUGCAGUGCGCCUCUUGCAGGUGCGUCUCCUGCAGGUGCGCCUCCUGCUUGUGCACCUCCUGCAGGUGCGCCUCCUGCAGGUGUGCCUCCAGCAGGUGCACCUCCUGCAGGUGCACCUCCUGCAGUGCACCUCUUGCAGGUGCCCCUCCUGCAGGUGCGCCUCCUGCAGGUGCGCCUCCUGCAGGUGCACCUCCUGCAGUGCACCUCCUGCAGGUGCCCCUCCUGCAGGUGCCCCUCCUGCAGGUGCGCCUCCUGCAGGUGCACCUCCUGCAAGUGCACCUCCUGCAGUGCACCUCUUGCAGGUGCCCCUCCUGCAGGUGCAUCUCCUGCAGUGCACCUCUUGCAGGUGCGCCUCCUGCAGGUGCGCCUCCUGCAGUGCGCCUCCUGCAGGUGCGCCUCCUGCAGGUGCACCUCCUGCAGUGCACCUCCUGCAGGUGCGCCUCCUGCAGGUGCGCCUCCUGCAGUGCGCCUCCUGCAGGUGCACCUCCUGCUUGUGCACCUCCUGCAGGUGCACCUCCUGCAGUGCACCCCCUGCAGGUGCGCCUCCUGCAGGGGCACUUCGGAGACCAGCCAAUGA
Knipowitschia caucasica is the source of this 1962-nucleotide messenger RNA. The record is from the annotation of a GenBank genome assembly. Lineage: Eukaryota; Metazoa; Chordata; Actinopteri; Gobiiformes; Gobiidae.